UUCCACUGUAUUCUUUUCUUCAAGUGAAAAUUAACUGUCUUAAAAAACCACCUUCUUCUCUUUCUCUCUCCUCUUACCACUGUUAACACAGAGAGCAGAUUUCACACCAUUUCUAGGGUUUUUUCUGGAUGCUCUCUCUUCUCUAAACUCAAUCUUCAAUUUCCCCCAAAUUUCUACCCUAAUUCAUCACUUUUCCAUGUUCUUGAAUUCGCCAAUUUCGCUAAUUUUGAUGAAGCAGAACAAGUUUUUGAUUCGAUUCGGUUUGAUUUUGUCCUCUCAUCUGUUACUGUAAUGGCGAAUUUCAGUUCCUCGAUGAUAUUAUUCUCUCUCUUCUUAUUGUUCUUAAACCCUAGAUAUAUGUUAAAUAGUAGUGUUAUUGAAUCAAGUUUAGCUUAAUCUGUUGUUGUGUUUACUGUAAUGUUGAGUUUCCGUUGUUCAAUGAUUCCACUUUUACUGCUGUUGUUCUUAAACCCUGGAUUUCUCUCUCCAAAUGCUUAUGCUUCAUCGUUCUUGGAUGAUGGUGGUGGUGGUGUUGAUGAUGUUGAAUUGAGUAUGCUGUUUUCUCAUCAUGAUUAUUCGCCGCCAUCGCCGCCGCCUCCUCCGCCUCAUCCACCGACUGUAUCGUGUGAGGGAGAUCUAGAUGGUGUUGGUUCUUUGGAUACCACUUGUCAAAUUGUAUCGGAUUUGAAUCUUACUGAUAGUGUGUAUAUACAAGGGACGGGCAAUUUUUUCAUCCUCCCUAAUGUAAAACUCAACUGUGUUGAAGCUCCAGGAUGUGAGAUUGCUAUUAAUAUUACUGGCAAUUUUAGUUUAGGCGAAAAUUCCACGAUUAUUGCUGGUACUUUUGAUUUAGUUGCUUGGAAUGCAACAUUUAGUCAAGGGUCAGUGAUAAAUACCACGGGAAUGGCGGGUGAUCCCCCGCCCCAGACGAGUGGGUCGCCUGCUUUGUUGGAUGGGUCGGGUGGAGGACAUGGAGGACGAGGCGCUUGUUGUAUGAUUGACAAUUCGAAGAGUCCUGAGGAUUAUUGGGGUGGGGAUACGUAUUCUUGGUCAACGUUGGAUAAGCCUUGGAGUUAUGGAAGUAAGGGAGGGAGUACGAGUAAAGAGGUUGAUUAUGGUGGGGGAGGAGGUGGGCGGGUUAGGCUUUGUGUUAAAGAGUAUCUUGUGGUGAAUGCGGCAGUGUUGGCUGAUGGUGGCAAUGGGGGAAACAAAGGUGGUGGUGGUUCUGGUGGGAGCAUUCACAUCAUUGCUCACAAGAUGUCCGGUGAUGGUAAAGUGAGUGCAUGUGGGGGCAAUGGUUUUGGUGGUGGAGGUGGUGGGAGGAUUUCCAUUGAUGUUUUUAGCUGGCGUGAUGAGCCAAAUACUUAUACUCAUGGAGGAAUUAGUUAUGGAUGCUCAGAUAAUGCAGGUGCUGCUGGAACUCUUUAUGAUGCCGUUCCCCGCAGCCUUAUUAUUAGUAACCACAAUCGUUCUACUGACACAAACACCUUGCUGAUGGAUUUUCCUAACCAGCCUCUUUGGACCAAUGUUUAUGUACGCAACCAUGCGAAGGCAUCUGUUCCGUUGCUUUGGAGUCGUGUGCAGGUUCAAGGCCAAAUUAAACUGGAGGCUGGUGGUGAAUUGAGCUUUGGGCUGGCAAAGUACGCUUCGUCAGAGUUUGAAUUGUUGGCUGAAGAAUUAUUGAUGAGUGAUUCAGUGAUCAAGGUGUAUGGAGCUCUUCGUAUGUCUGUGAAAAUGUUUUUGAUGUGGAAUUCUCAAUUGCUAGUAGAUGGUGGUUCAGAUAUUGCAGUUGCGACAUCCUUGCUUGAGGCCAGUAAUUUGUUGGUUUUAAGGGAAUCAUCUUCCAUACACUCUAAUGCUAAUUUGGGAGUUCAUGGGCAAGGUUUGCUAAAUUUGACAGGUCCUGGUGAUGCGAUUGAGGCACAGCGUUUGGUGUUGUCAUUAUUUUAUGGUAUCCAUAUUGGGCCAGGAUCUGUCUUGCGUGGCCCACUGGAGAGUGAAAAGAAAGAUGACAUGACACCUAGGCUGUACUGUGAUGACAAUGACUGUCCUUUAGAAUUGCUGCAUCCUCCUGAAGAUUGUAAUGUCAAUUCUUCCCUGUCAUUCACUCUGCAGGUAUGUAGAGUUGAAGAUGUGAUUGUUGAAGGCUCUAUAGAAGGGUCAGUUAUUCAUUUUCAUAGAGCCAGGACUGUAGAUGUGGGACCAUCUGGAACAAUAACUGCAUCUGGCUUGGGUUGCACUGGUGGAAUUGGCAGAGGAAAGGUUCUCAGUAAUGGCCUCAGUGGUGGUGGUGGUCACGGUGGUAAUGGCGGGGCUGGAUGUCAUGGUGCUACUUGUGUUGAGGGUGGGGUAUCAUAUGGAAAUAAAUAUUUACCUUGCGAACUUGGUAGUGGAAGUGGAAAUGAUAGCGUAGCUGGUUCCACUGCUGGUGGUGGAAUUGUUGUCAUGGGUUCAAUGGAGCAUCCAUUGUCCAGCCUUUCUGUUGAGGGCUCACUGAGAGCUGAUGGAGGAAGCUAUCAAGAUGGAAUUAGGAAAGCUUAUUCUAUUUUUGACAGCUUUAGUGAAGGUCUUGGGGGUGGAUCAGGUGGUACUGUGCUAUUAUUUUUGAAGACCUUGACUAUUGGUGAUAUUGCCACCCUAUCUAGUGUUGGUGGGAAUGGUGGUCCACUGGGUGGUGGUGGUGGUGCUGGAGGCAGGGUGCAUUUUCAUUGGUCUGAUAUCCCUACCGGUGAAUUUUAUCAGCCCAUUGCCAGCGUUAGGGGAAAAAUUGUCACUGGGGGAGGAUCUGGUGGUGAUGAAGGUGGUGCUGGAGAAAAUGGAACAAUGACAGGAAAGGCUUGCCCAAAAGGUCUCUAUGGCACCUUUUGCAAGGAAUGCCCCCCUGGCACUUACAAAGAUGUCAUCGGAUCGGAAGAACAUCUCUGCCAUCAUUGUCCUUCGCUGGAGUUUUCUCAUCGUGCUGUUUACGUUAGUGUCAGAGGUGGCGCAACUGAAGCUACAUGCCCUUACAAAUGUAUUUCAGACAGAUAUCAUAUGCCACAUUGCUAUACAGCCCUUGAGGAGCUGAUUUAUACAUUUGGAGGACCCUGGAUGUUUGGUCUUAUUCUACUGGGCCUCCUUAUCUUGUUGGCUCUUGUGCUCAGUGUUGCACGUAUGAGGUUUGUUGGGGUCGAUGAAUUACCUGGUCCUGCUCCAACACAGCACGGUUCUCAGAUAGACCACUCUUUCCCUUUCUUGGAGUCACUUAAUGAGGUUUUGGAAACAAACAGAGCCGAGGAGUCUCAGAGUCAUGUUCACAGGAUGUAUUUUAUGGGACCAAACACUUUUGCUGAACCUUGGCACCUCCCUCACUCCCCACCGGAACAAUUAAAAGAGAUUGUGUAUGAGGGUGCCUUUAAUAGAUUUGUAGAUGAGGUUAAUCUUCUUGCAACAUAUCAGUGGUGGGAGGGAUCAGUAUAUAGUAUACUUGGUGUUUUAGCAUAUCCAUUGGCUUGGUCUUGGUUACAGUGGCGCCGUAGGAUUAAACUGCAGCGACUUCGAGAAUUUGUUCGAUCAGAAUAUGAUCAUGCUUGCUUAAGAUCUUGUCGUUCUCGUGCUCUUUAUGAAGGGAUAAAGGUUGCUGCUACUCCUGAUUUGAUGCUCGCAUAUGUGGAUUUUUUCCUUGGUGGUGAUGAGAAAAGGAGUGAUCUCCCUCCUCAUCUACUUCAAAGGUUUCCCUUGGCUAUACUUUUUGGCGGUGAUGGAAGUUAUAUGGCACCCUUUACUCUUCACAGUGACAAUAUUCUAACUAGCCUAAUGAGUCAGUCUGUCCCUCCAACCACUUGGUAUCGUCUGGUGGCCGGUCUUAAUGCGCAUCUACGCUUGGUCCGGCGUGGAUGCCUAAGGAAAUCAUUUCGACCUGUUCUUAGGUGGCUUGAAAGUCAUGCUAACCCCAAGCUGAAGAAUUAUGCUCUACGUAUUGACCUUGCUUGGUUUCAAGCCACAGCUUGUGGAUAUUGUCAGUAUGGUCUUUUGGUUUGUACUCUUGAUGAGAACCUUGAGUGUCUAUCCCCUGAGUAUCAUGAUGGGAAUAUGCAAACUGAGCUACCUUCUAGCAUCCGGGUAGGAAAUUCAUCUGGCUAUCACUGGGAAGAUUCCCUCUUAGACAAUGUUAGCAAAACAGAUGAAUAUUUGAUGCGACAGAAGAGGUCAUAUGGAGCUAUUUUGGACAUUGAAAAUAUACGAGAUCUGGAGGAAAAGAGAGAUAUCUUCUUCCCCUUCUCUCUCAUUCUUCACAAUACUAAGCCUGUAGGGCACCAGGAUCUUGUUGGUUUGUUUAUCUCUAUAUUGCUUCUGGGGGAUUUCAGUCUAGUGCUGCUUACUUUACUCCAGCUAUAUUCUGUAUCACUGGUGGAUGUGUUCCUUGUAUUAUGUUUUUUACCACUGGGUAUUCUUCUUCCAUUUCCUGCUGGAAUUAAUGCUUUGUUUAGUCAUGGUCCUCGGCGUUCAGCUGGUCUUGCACGUCUGUAUGCUCUGUGGAACAUCACCUCUUUGGUCAAUGUUGUGGUUGCAUUUAUUUGUGGUUAUAUCCACUACAAGUCUCAAGCAUCACGAAGCAAAAUGAUUCCCUAUUUGCAGCCAUGGGGCUUGGAUGAAGGUGAAUGGUGGAUUUUUCCAGUGGGACUGCUUUUGUGUAAAUGUCUUCAGUCUCGACUGAUAAAUUGGCAUGUUGCAAAUUUGGAGAUACAAGAUCGCUCGUUGUAUAGUUCCGACUUUGACGUAUUUUGGCAGUCAUAAGUCAUAACAUCAUUUACUUUGUCUCUUGCCCAAGUAUUAGGUUUUUUGUAUGUUGCUCUUGGGUGUAGAUGAGAAACACAAAAGAACUGAAAGGAAAAAGAAAACAACAGGAGUAAAAGAAAUUAUUAGGCCUAGGAUAAAUGUCAUUCUUUUUGUGUAGCUGAUCCAUUAUGUAAUCUUCUGUAUCCCAUGUACAUAAUAGGUACAUAUGUGCUUCGCUUUUUGACCAUUUAUGAUUCUUCAUGACAUUUUGACAAAUGUUACCAUACUUAUUUAACAGAACAAUUGUGUUAACGCACACUUCUACACUUUGCCCAAACUAACUCAGAAUGGAGCAUUCGAUUUAACCAUUGAAUAGGUUUCGGAAA
Messenger RNA from Chenopodium quinoa (quinoa), 5144 nucleotides. RefSeq lists its product as uncharacterized. The transcript is spliced from 22 exons. The record is from RefSeq and is a predicted model, not a curated record. Lineage: Eukaryota; Viridiplantae; Streptophyta; Magnoliopsida; Caryophyllales; Amaranthaceae. Bases 418 to 4776 code for a protein of 1452 amino acids.